Capronia epimyces CBS 606.96 is the source of this 1500-nucleotide messenger RNA. RefSeq lists its product as uncharacterized. The record is from RefSeq and is a predicted model, not a curated record. Gene Ontology annotation, biological process: transmembrane transport. Bases 1 to 1500 code for a protein of 499 amino acids. The transcript is spliced from 12 exons. Lineage: Eukaryota; Fungi; Ascomycota; Eurotiomycetes; Chaetothyriales; Herpotrichiellaceae. Gene Ontology annotation, cellular component: membrane. Gene Ontology annotation, molecular function: transmembrane transporter activity.
AUGGCAAAAGCAGAAGGCCCCGUCGCGACGGUGACGAUGACGACGACGACAACGCCAGCCAGCACUUGGAAAGGAUGGUUGUGGGAUUCGGCCGACGUCUCAAAGGAGGAAAGAUGGUUUCUCCUCAAGUUAGAUUUCACCCUUUUGACGUUUGGAACGCUUGGAAUGUUGAUCAAAUGGAUUGAUACCUCAAAUAUCACCAAUGCGUUCGUCUCAGGCAUGAAGGAAGAUCUCAAUCUCUAUGGAAAUCAGUACAACUACAUCGUCGUAUCAUGGACAGUGGGCUACAUUAUCGGACAAUGGCCAUCGAACUUCAUCUUGACUCGAGUCCGCGCUCACAUCUGGAUCCCUUUCCUUGAAAUCGGUUGGACAAUUUUCACCUUCAGCCUCGCAGGCGCAAAGUCGUACAGUGCAAUGCUCGGCCUUCGAUUCAUCGUCGGUCUCUUCGAAGCCGGUUACUGGCCAGCACUUUACUACAUUCUGGGCAGUUGGUACACUAAACGCGAACUUGGAAAGCGCAACGGAAUUUUGCAGUCGGCAGUAUCAAUCGCACCGAUUUUCAGUGGAUUUCUGCAAGCCGGAAUCUAUAAUUCACUCAACGGGCACGCUGGCCUGGCCGGUUGGAGAUGGCUCUUUGUCAUCAAUGGUGUCAUUUCUUUGCCAAUCGCCAUCCUCGCUUACUUCUGCUUACCCGAUACCCCUGGGACUGCCAAACCGAACUGGUUGUUCUCAGAACGUGAAAUCGAACUUUCCCGGGAAAGAAUGGCAAGAGUCGGCCGAGCCCCUGAGGGCAAGCCUUACACGGUCAAAGUGAUUCUCGGAUAUUUCACCAGCUGGAAGACGCUUCUCUUCACGCUUAUCUUCACAAUGCAACCUUUUGGAGCCCAGCCAUCCACUUCAUUCGUCUUCUGGCUUAAAGCGCAUAACAAGAAAGGCAAACCCCCUGUCUAUAGCAUUGCACAAAUUAACGAGUAUCCAACCAUCACCAACGCCGUCACCACUGUGUGGUCUCUGCUCGCAGUCUGGAUCUCUGAUGGGCCCAUGAGAGGCCGACGUUGGCCUGCCAUCAUCUUCGCCAAUCUCGUCGGCAUCGUCAUUUACACGCUACUCGCCGUAACUCCCGUCUUCGGCCCUUUCCAUCACCGCGCACCCCUUUAUAUGCUGUCCUCGAUUGGAGGAACUACUGUUCCCUUGACCAUGGCAUGGAUGGCAGAAUUGAUUUCUGACAACGCCGAGCAAAGAGCUUUUACCGCCGCGGCCAUGAACACUCUUCAAUUCACCCCGGGAAACCGAGCCGCCGCGGUGGUGGGAGGGCUCAACGUGAUUGUGUUCAUGAUCAUUGUUGUCUUCGCUCACCGGGAGAAGAAGCAAAAGAAGAGAAACAAUCAACUCGAGCCUGCCGCCCAUGGAUCGGACGCAGAUUCAGAUUCGCAUUCGCAUCCAUCCAGCAUCGGCGACGCCAAGGAGAAGAGGGCGUCGAUCAGUGUGCACGAAGCCUAG